AUGUCAAAUAGGACUGGUGAUCCGAAAAAACCCUUGAACGAAUUUCACGAACCACGGAAUAAUGAUGAGGGGUCAUCUGAUGAAGACAGGUCUGAUGGAUCUUCUUCCCACUCCUCUUCAUUCCAUGAUACCAACACCAAAGUCCAACCCCCCAUGAACACGGAGGACAAGGUGGAAGAGCAUACCCCCAAUAGUGCUUUAGAGAGGGUAUCAAAUCUCAUUACGUCCGGUCAAGCCAAAAAUAUAAUCCUCCUGUUAGGAGCAGGCAUAUCGACCUCAGCCGAAAUCCCAGAUUUCCGUUCACCCAAAACGGGUUUAUAUCACAACUUGCAGAAACUCAACCUACCUUUCCCAGAGGCUGUUUUCGAAUUGGGUUUUUUUAGGAAGAGACCUGAACCAUUUUGGGAGUUGGCUAAAGAGAUUUAUCCGGGAAAGUUUCAUCCCACACCGACCCAUUACUUCCUGACCCUGCUACAUCAACACAAGGUAUUGAAAAGAGUAUUCACCCAAAACAUCGACACGCUCGAGACUCUCGCUGGUCUACCUGAGGAAAUGAUCGUAGAGGCUCAUGGGAGUUUUGCAAGAUCGCAUUGUUUGGAUUGUAGAGCCGAGGUGAAUAGGGAAAAAAUAUUGAGAGCGGGAGUGAGGAGGGGCGAAGUGGUUAGGUGUGAUAAUUUGGUCAAGAGCAAGGGGAAGAAGGGGAAGGAUAAGACUGUUUGUGGAGGAUUGGUCAAACCUGAUAUCGUAUUCUUUGGUGAAAAUUUGCCUGAUCGAUUUUUCAGCCUACUGCCGGAACUCAAACAAUGUGAUCUACUAUUGGUAAUCGGUACAUCCCUCCAAGUGCAACCUUUCGCCUCGCUAGUCGACACGGUGCCAUCGGAUUGUCCGAGAUUACUCAUAAAUCGAGAACCUGUUGGACCAUUCGAACGUCUUUCCUCCUCCGGUGCAUUACCUGACUCUCUCAAAAAGAUGUUAAGUCCCAAGAGCAAGGACGAGAGGGAUAUGUAUUGGGAAGGAGAUGCGGAUCAGGGGAUAUACGAAUUGGUAGAGCAUCUAGGGUGGGGUGAGGAAUUCGAAGAAGUUAUGAAGAAGGGGAAGAAAGAUCUCGAGAAGAGGUAUAAAGAUGCUGAGAAGCUGGAGGGUAAAGUAGAUCAAGAUGUGAGAGUUGUUAAAGAGAUUGUAGGUGAUAGAGAUGAGGCGGAGGAGUUGGAGGAAGCUAUUAGGAGACAACUGAAAUUGUGA
Molecule: messenger RNA, 1242 nt
Organism: Kwoniella botswanensis
Lineage: Eukaryota; Fungi; Basidiomycota; Tremellomycetes; Tremellales; Cryptococcaceae
Exons: 6
Coding region: 1-1242 (413 amino acids)
Cellular component (GO): nucleus
Molecular function (GO): NAD+ binding; histone deacetylase activity, NAD-dependent
Source: RefSeq, a predicted model, not a curated record